Penicillium verrucosum is the source of this 315-nucleotide messenger RNA. RefSeq lists its product as uncharacterized. The transcript has 2 exons. Lineage: Eukaryota; Fungi; Ascomycota; Eurotiomycetes; Eurotiales; Aspergillaceae. The record is from RefSeq and is a predicted model, not a curated record. The coding region runs from base 1 to 315 and encodes 104 amino acids.
AUGCUUUUGCUUGGUAAUAGAGACUUCGGCGUUAGCAACAAUGGAAUAAGUGGGGGAGCUGAUAACAGCGGUGGUGCAAGAAGGGCUACUGCGGAAGAUCGGAGCGAGAUUCGCUUUGCGGUGAACAGUGCUUUGCAGAAUCCUUUCGUGAACUUCGGAUCACGAUCACUGAUCCAUACUGUUGGGAUGCCCCAGUCAGCACACUGUAGGAAGGCUAGUGCUGCGACUCCGAGAGCCCAUUUCUUGCUUGUCCAGGCUACUUUGCCGGCGAUGUCGCCUAAACGCCUUCUGAAUUUGGUAUUGGUGGCGAAAUGA